CCCUUUAAGCACUGGGCGGAGCUUGAAUAUUGAACUUGUAACUGUUGUCUGCAGUGAUAUCAUAACACUGCAAUAUGAGGACGCGCUCAUAUGACCGCCACCCGUCCCCAUCCCUUGACAAGACACAGGUGUAACUGGGGCUAAAGGUAGGCAUGGGGAAUAAAAGGAGGAGGAAGGAUGCCAGCUGAGCCCCUCAUCCCUCUGCCACCGUCAGACUAAAGAAAGACAGAAAAUGGCUCAGUCCGUGAGGAGGCCGGAGACUCGGGGAGCCAUGGACCACGAGCCCCAGAGGGACAAGACCAGGACCAGUUACUUUGGCAACGUCAAGACCAGGCUGGGUUCCAAGCUUCCUCCUGGCGUCUCUCAGCCUCCACAGUUCGCUAAGCGGCCCUGGGAGACUCAACCUCAGGGCCGAGUGAUGCAUGAGCCUGCAGCCAGCAGCCAGCGUCAGCACCAGCCCACUGUGGGCCGGCCUCUCAACCACACUCCCCACAUCAGAAACCCCAAACUGCGGCAGUACUACCUGCAAGGGACUUCAUGGGACCUUAACAAUACUGCAGUGAAGCAAGAGCAAAUGAGUGGACCAUCAGAUGACAGCACAAGCAAGAGGGGCCUCCCUGGGGACACGGUGUUCAGCGUCUCAUCACUGUUCAACAGUACAGGUCCAUCCUCAGCAGAAGAGGGCAAAAUGGGCGACCGUCCCGCUAUUUGCUCUUCAAAUUCAACCUCCUCGUCUGCUACCCUCAUCACUAGAAAGCAGCUGGUCGUCCCGAAGGGAAAAAACACUUCCACUCAACAAGGAUCGUCUCAACUAGAACUGGACUCAGACUCUGAUCCUAAACCGAAGCGGGAGGCGGAGGCUGAUCUGGACUCUUUGGAAACACUUGCUGCUCAAGCUCAGCCCCCCUCACCAGAGGCAGAAUAUGACAAACUACUGGAUGUGGAGGCGGUGCCGAUGCCGGAUGGACAGCUCUGCCUAUUGGCUCUGCCACCAGAGUGCUGUCAGGGGGAGGGACCAGAGGCCAUGCGGUACCUCAAAUUGUUCUGCCGCCACAUCACAGACCGUAAGGGUGUGGUUUCAGGUAUCCUGUUGGUAACAUCUAAUAAGAUCUUCUUUGACCCGUGUAAGACUCAUGUUCUGGUGAAGGAGCACGGCUGUGAGGAAUAUCUCCUAUCUUGCAAUGUUGACAAUCUGGCAUCUGUAGCCUUCUUCUCUGAUAUCUCACAUGUUCACUUCAACACGUCCCAGCAGAGGAAAAAAGGAAAGAACAUUUUCCAGAAGUUGAAAACCGCCAAAAUCCAAGCAGGCGGCUUCCCAAACCCACAGAGGGAGUCGGUGCCGGCUCUGGUGUCUGUGGCUCCAUCAGAUUUGUCCAGUCUGGCUCUGAGCCUGACCAAAGAGGUUUCUGGGGAGGAAGAGGCAGAGAGCAGAGACAUGGCGGAAGCUGAGGUGGAGCUUGAUAGCAGCCCUCUGGAGGUGCUGCCAGAGGCUGUAGGCGGCCUGGGAGUGGCUGUCCUGAGCAGUGCAGCCACCUUCUGCUGUGGAGGUCAAGAGGUGGCGAGUAAAGUGAAGAAGGAGCUGCUGCUCAGUGAUGAAACAGGGAAGUCCUCUGUGAAGAGUCAGACUGCAGUGCGUCGGAGGUCAUCAGCAGGAAGCCCUGGGAGUCUGAUGUUUGUGCGGCUGCGGGUACAGCCGUCUGCAGGAAAGAAAAAGGGUACCAGAGGCCUUCAGCUGGGGUCGGCCAAAAGAAGGGAUGCCUGGCUUGCACUUUCACAAGAGAGCUCUGAUGAGUUGUACACAUACCUUACACACACUAGACCAGACUUGUGUAUACUUGAGCGAGGGGAGGAAGAGGGGGAGGCGGACCGUGAUGAGGAGGAAUUUGUACUCAUCGAAGACGAGGACGAGGAGGUGUUCCAGAGGCACCGCAGCUCAGGGGACGACUGGGAGAUGGUGUUGAUGGAAGAGAGCAGGGACAAGCCAACCCUGGUCGUUGACAGGGAGCCUGAUGGACUCAAUAAUAUCGUAGAGAGCAGCCACAUUUUAGAAGCUUCACAUGUCAGGGAGCUAUGCAAGGAGCUUCCCCCGAGGACAGUUGGCUACAGCUGGCACCUGGCUUACAGUACGUCCCUUCACGGCGCCAGCCUCAAGUCCCUCUACAGAAAACUCAGCACAACAGACUCCCCUGUGCUAAUUGUCAUCAAGGAUGCACUCGAUGAGAUAUUCGGGGCCUUCCUCUCUGACCCUCUGAGGCUCAGUGAGACGUUCUACGGCACAGGGGAAACUUUCCUUUUCAUGUUGCAUCCUCGCUUCAAGUGCUUCAGAUGGACUGGAGAAAACUCCUUCUUUAUUAAAGGAGACUUGGACUCCUUUGCUAUAGGUGGAGGGAGUGGGCACUUUGGUCUGUGGGUGGAUGAGAAUCUGUACCUGGGUCGCAGCAGCCCCUGCUACACUUUCAACAACUGUUGCCUCUCGGAAACCGACGACUUCCGAGUGAUGGAGCUGGAGGUGUGGACAUUCAGCUGAGGAGACCGACUGAGUUUCUCUUUGAAUCGCCUCGUUCCUGCUGAUCAGCUUUAUCAAGACAUCAUUUAUCACUGAGCAAAAAACAAAUGCAGCCGCUCAUUCAUUCCAUGCAAAAAAGAAAAAAAUCUACCACAAACUUCUGGAUUUAUCCGUGUGAUUAAGUGCAGUGGAUUUUAGUGAACUGAAAUGAACCGGACAAGGCUGAUCUUGAACAGCUCGGUGUCCCAGAGUGGGGGUUACAGGGUUGACUCAUUCCUGUGGUUUUGGCAGUGAAACUGUGAACUGAGUAGAGCUGAACUGGCAUCUUUGAAACCUCGUUUUUGAAUGGAGUAGGUUACAAGUCUACAAGACUGCACUUUGCUGUUAAUGUGAAUCAGUAACUUCAUGAUAUCUCAUCAUUCUAUCACGUGAACAUAAUGGUACGCCUGUCUUUUAAGGUAAUGCAUGUCCCCGCUUUCAUGUAACUGCGUUCAGUUAUUGCUGGAAGUUUUGAAACGCACGUUAGUCUUCUUAUGAGUAGAUUUCUCUAUUGAAAACUAAACUACACACACACAUAGCCCAAAGUCUCAUAAAUACAAGUUCCCGUUAUCGGACACCAAUAGUUUUUUAUCAAUUAGUGUCAUAGACGGCAUAAAUGAAUACUGGAAAUAAUCAUGUGCGAACACUUGGAGCUCCACUGUGAGAAAAGCUUCUCAAUUGAAGAACUUCUGUCCUUGCAAUGGAGUCUCAUUCAUGACUAUUCUGAACUCUUUUCAUUUCAAGUGCUGACUCAUGCACCACUGUGGUUUCUGAACAUGACAGAAAAAGCUUUGAAUUAAUGCAAUUUUGUCUCAAUGCGUCUGUAUCCGUAAAAUGCUCUCACUCGAUCUACUUUGCUUACGUUGUACGGUAUCGUAGAUUAGUUAAUAAAAAAUAAAAAA
Cottoperca gobio is the source of this 3447-nucleotide messenger RNA. RefSeq names its product nuclear receptor coactivator 7. The transcript has 16 exons. The record is from RefSeq and is a predicted model, not a curated record. Bases 233 to 2527 code for a protein of 764 amino acids. Gene Ontology annotation, cellular component: nucleus. Lineage: Eukaryota; Metazoa; Chordata; Actinopteri; Perciformes; Bovichtidae. Gene Ontology annotation, biological process: regulation of transcription by RNA polymerase II; response to oxidative stress.